Molecule: messenger RNA, 4278 nt
Organism: Sitodiplosis mosellana (orange wheat blossom midge)
Lineage: Eukaryota; Metazoa; Arthropoda; Insecta; Diptera; Cecidomyiidae
Exons: 2
Coding region: 1907-3616 (569 amino acids)
Source: RefSeq, a predicted model, not a curated record
GUUCAUUUUAUACGAUAAACAAGUGGAGUGCGGUAUAUUGAUUUUAGCUGAUCGGAAGAGCGGCGAAAUGGAAAUCAAUAACCCAAAUGGAGCUGGUCAAGUUGAAAACAUGUGUAACUUUAGCGUAUAAAGCAAGUGGUGUUGCAAAAACAUAGCAUACCAAUACAAUCACACGGCCACACAGCAUACACUUGCACGUACUAACAUCAAACAUAGUGGUUUAAUGGAGCAACGAGAAGAGAAACCGAAACAUAGUACGCCAAUACCACUGCAAAUUGUGCAAUAAAUAAAUGUAAGUGGAAAGAGAAGUAAGCUGUGGAGAGCGACAUCGAGACCGCGUGCGAAACAAAGACAGAGAACGUUGAGAAACGACAAACAACACAAUAUCGAUUUGCGUUGAGAGCGCGCGUGCACGGGGCCAGAGGAGUCUGAGACCACGCUGAAUGACAUGUAUGCUAUUCAAUCGGCAAUUCAUAUUUUAUUCAUAGUGAUCGUGUUGUGAUGUUCACAAUGAACGAAGUCGCGUUCGCGCGUUGUAUAUACACUGAAUUUUUGCAUUGUUCAAUCUGAUGUAGUUGCGGUUAUCAUCUUCGCUCCGUUCUUUUGCAUGUGUUGAUGAACAUUUUUUUUCUCUUCUUUCUUCAUCAGUAUAUUGUUUUUAUUGUGCGUACUGUGAUUCAAGAAAUGUGUGCCAUGGCGUCGGCGUGCGCGGAAUUCAGUGCAUGAACGAAAGAAGACACCAAAUAGUGACCCAAGAAAAACAAAGUAUGAACACGGAUAAUAAGAAACUGAAUACAAUCAUUUGUAUGUGAUUUAAAUGUGAACUUUCGGCAAGUAGUACUUUCUGCAGUGAGUCGGCAACUCGUUGGUUUUUGUGACUUUGGUUCAGUCGGUGGCUGACAACGCAUCGUUUGUCUCUAAAAUAAUUCCAUUAUAUAUUCGCCUACAACCCGACGAAUCGUCCAAUGCGUCAAUGUUCUUUUUGUUUGUAAAGAGAGAGAGAGAGAUAAAAUGUAUUGCACCGACUUACAAUAGAUUCAUUAACGCUGUCUGUAUGUCAUGCCCGACGCUACCAGAUGUUGUGUACAAUAUCCUACUUUAAAUCGAAAAAACGUUGAAAAAAGAGUACAUUUGAAGUAAAUAAUACACCGAAAAAAAUGAGUAAUGACUACAAAAGCAACUAAAGUAAAUGAUCGACAUUAUUUCAUGCAUGAAUAUGAAGCAUAAAGCAUACACAGUGUAUGAUAAUCGAGACGCAGACAAAAACUAUACAAAAAGUGUAUUGUCAGUGCAAAAAGAGGCGGCAAAUGGAGUGCGCGCAAAGAAUAUGUGUGUUUAUUAAACUAUUUGCGCCCAUUGGCGAGUGAUGUUUAUUAAUUCGCCGCAAUUCGUAAUGUACACUUGUUUGAAGUGCCGUAAAUCACAAGUAGGUUUUAGUGAACUUGAUGUUUGACGCGAUUAUCGUUUGUAUGCGCAUGCAGAUAGACAAGUUACAGAUCAAAAACGAAACGAAAUCAACGGCUGAGUGUUCUGACGAAAAGGAUGACAUUGCGUGCAAUGGGUGUAAUUGAUAUACAGCCACAUCACUGUGUAUCGUUUUCCGUGUGUACGGUGCUUGGUUUAUGUUUGCUUAGUUGACAAAAUAAAGAGAGCGAGAGAAAAAAAAAUUCAGCAAGAAACAGUUAGACGUGACUAAAGAGAUAAAAAAAAGCUAUAAAACACCUAAAAUAUACACAUACAAAACAAAGAUACUCAAGUGUGUACGAGUGUGUCUACGGAGAAUAACGGGCUAUAUAGUGUUUUUUUCCUAAAUUCAUUGUCUUCUUCUUCUUCUCCUUCUUUUUUCGAUUUCAUUUAGUGUUUUUGCUAUCGGAAUUUCGGAUAUUUGUGUUCAUACAUACUAAAUAUGGACGAAGUGAAGUGUAAGCGCGAGAGUGAUAAGCCAAAUGAUGAAACGUUUUUGCUAUUAUCAACUUCGUUAAAUUCGAUACCGUCAUCUCUAUUUGCCACACAAACAAACACUUCAUCGCUCGUACCAAACGCGAGAAACCAACACAUCUGCGCUACACCAUCGACAACGAUAACGUCAACAGCGACAACGACAACGACAACGACCACAAUCGCUAGCGACCGAAACAAUAAAUCGACGUGUGUUACCAACACAAUGCCACUAUCGAAAUCGGCUAUCGUUCACACUUGCUGCUAUAAACAUCAUUGCCAGUUGAGCGCUUGUCACAUUAAUAAUGGUGAAAUCCAAGCAAGCACCAGCAAAAAGCUUUUGUUAUCCGUGCCAUUACAACGUAAACGCAAAAAAGUCGUAUAUAAUCAAGAUUUCAUCGGUGCAAUCGGAAUAGACGUUAGUAACGUUUUGGAUUUGACAAGUGAUCAACGUUUAGUUAUAGCACAUUAUUCCUGUGUGGAAAAGUUCACAAAAACCAACAUGUAUACGCCGUCGUUAAAGGAAAGCGACAGUCAAACGAAUCCCGUUAUUCAGUCAGGUGAUGAUCAGUUGAUCUCAGCAAUAGAACAAAAGGAAUUUCCGUGCCCGAGUGAUAUCAUUUCGUGUGAAAGCAGCGAAAAUAAAUGUGAUAACAGUCUGGCAGAGAGUCUAAACACGCAGCGUAUAAACAGCACCAGCCCAUUAUCGGAUGAAGGAUUGGCAAAUGCCAGUCCGUAUUGUUCGUCGGGCGAAGAAGAAGAAACACGAGCGCCGGUACACGAAAAAGUCGAACGAUCAUCAAGUUCCGAUUCGGCCCUCGGUUUGGAUGAGGAAAUUUUAGCAGGAAUGGCUGAAUUAUCACCACGCAAUCAACAACGUCGAAUGACAUUAACUGUUACAGACAUUCCAUUGCAACUUCUUCGGCCUGCUUUGCUUCCCGUCGCUGAACCGACAAGUCUACCCGAUUCACCUUUAGCCGUACAAGCGCCCGUUGAUUUUUUUACAUCAAAUAUUCAAGCGCCCGUUGUGGUGCCAAGCAAAAUGAUACUUGAGGCACGCAUUGUGGAAAUUCCAACACCAGCUUCACCAGCACAGUUGAAUGAUAAUAAUAAAACUUCCUACUUUGGACAACUUUCAAGACGAGAGUCAUGUGUUAGCGACACUACAGCCGAUGAAAUUCCUCCAAACCAUAUUCGCGUUGUUAGAACGCCAUCGGUCGUUGUCAGUGAUUAUUCGGAUGAUGUGUUGUGCGGCAUUACACUGGAAGAGUUGGAAUUUUUCCGUCAACAAAGAAAAUCAUCAUUGGGUGCUACAUUAGAUUCCCCACACUCGUCAGCUACUGAAAAUACGGACUAUUUAUCCGACAUCAGUGCAGCUUCAUCAUGCUCGAAUUUAAAUUAUUGUGGAUCAUCGAUUAGUUUACUCGACGAUAAUUAUGCAUCAUCAUUGUCGGGUGUUCCGACGCCCGAGCGCAAAUUGUCCAGCUGUUCGACAUGUUCGACGGGUCAAGAGUACAAUAACGACGAAGAAUGUAACGAAGCGAACCAGUUUUCAAACAACUUGAUUGAAGCUCUGAAUCAACAGCAACGAAAGAAAAAGGUAUGCAAUUGUAUUAGUUCAUCUAAAGCUUCUAGUCAUUAUCCAUCCAGCAACUCCGCAAAUAUGAAAAAGGAGUGAUUCUCAUUUAUUACAGAUUUUUAUUGUACAAACAUGAAAAUGCAAAGUAACAAAAAAACACAGAAAAAUUUAAAAAAAAAAGAGAAGAAUAAUAUGCUAUAUAUAUACCUACAUAAAAUAAUGAAGAAAAUUUAAGAAAUGUAGUUAAGUUUUUUUCUUUCUUUGAUGAGAAUUCCAAACCAUCCAAAUAUAAGUAUUAAUAUGCAGAAUAAUUUGUAAAGAAAAAAAAGGUAUUUGCGUUUAAAUUAUAAUGUAAUAGUAAUUGUGUGUUCGAUAGAAUGUCGAAUACGUAGCAAAGGCAUUUAUUUAUUUUCACGGCUUCUGCCUACGUUAAUUUUGCGUAAGACUCUUCCAUUCGUUAGAUAGUACAUUCUUGAUGACACAUGGUUCAACUAUGUUGUGUCUGAAUCGUGGUGAUGGCAGCUGCGUGUAUUUGCAAUUAGAUUGUUUUUGAAACGAGUAAAUUUCCAACAGGACUUUUAUCGUGAUAUUACAUGAAGCAAGCAAAAAUUGUAAAGCCCAUUUUAUCGAUAAAAAAAAGAGAAAAUGUUCCUAUUGCAGUUAUCCGUAAGCCAAACAUGUGCUAAAUUAAACAUAUAUACAUUUAGCGGCUAACCGAAGAGAAAGACAAAUAAAUAAAUAAAAAUUAAAUAAUGAGUUGA